AUGGGCACCAUACCUCAUGCAGCAUCCGAUUGGCUUUGGGCCGUCAUGGCCAUUCAUCUACCUGUUUUCGCCGUCUCAUUCCCCGUUCUGUCCCUCGUGCUCGGGCUGCUCUCCGGCGUCUCCUGGACCACCAACCUCACCAACAUGUUCCUCGCCGUCUUCUGGAUCGUCUCGUACCUCGCCGCCGCAUAUACAGCCACCAGCUACAGAUGGGGCUUCUUUGCCUUUGGCACCUUUGCCUGGCUCGUUCUCGCGGCGAGCACCCUGAACGAAAGCCGCGAGGCGGCCCAGAGCGCGCAGUUACAUGAUCUUGGCCGGGUGGUCAACGCCACCUGGCUUCUCUAUCCUCUCCCGUACGGCUUGAGCGGCGAUGGCGGACGCGUGAUUGGUACGACCAGCAUGUUUGUGUUUGUGGGCGUGCUCGACCUGGUGCAGGUGCCGCUGGUGUCUCUACUCUUCGCCGUCCUGUCGCGCCGAUGGGACUAUACAAAGCUGCACCUUGACUUCAGCGAGCACCGCUUCGCACACUGCUAA
Akanthomyces muscarius is the source of this 534-nucleotide messenger RNA. RefSeq lists its product as uncharacterized. The transcript has 2 exons. The record is from RefSeq and is a predicted model, not a curated record. Bases 1 to 534 code for a protein of 177 amino acids. NCBI's taxonomy places the organism in Eukaryota, Fungi, Ascomycota, Sordariomycetes, Hypocreales, Cordycipitaceae. Gene Ontology annotation, cellular component: endoplasmic reticulum; plasma membrane.